Molecule: messenger RNA, 9403 nt
Organism: Bombus terrestris (buff-tailed bumblebee)
Lineage: Eukaryota; Metazoa; Arthropoda; Insecta; Hymenoptera; Apidae
Gene: Shrm
Exons: 13
Coding region: 535-6627 (2030 amino acids)
Biological process (GO): actin filament organization
Cellular component (GO): apical junction complex; adherens junction; apical plasma membrane
Molecular function (GO): actin filament binding
Source: RefSeq, a predicted model, not a curated record
CAUGCUGUCGUGCAACUUCGGCUACAGUCGUGUAUCAGAGCUCGUGCGGAGUGGAUCGUGGAACGCGUCUCGUUCCGAACUCGACGGUGGAAUGACGGUGUCCUUUCUGUCGUCGUCACGAGACGCUAAGAAAGACGCUUGUUCGCGCAUUAACGUUAUACCUGCCCCCGCGACGAUGUCACCGUGACAACACGAUCGUUUUACCGGUCGAUUAUUAUUAACGAAAGAUCUCGCACGUGGUGUAAAGCGGGGCAGGAUUCAGCCGGCGCGUUAACGUGCUGUGCGUGUAACAGUGGAUGUGCUCGUUCGGUCUCUGUCGCUCUCACGGUAUUACCGAUCGUUCUAACCUCUCUCUCCGACUUACUCUGUGUGCCUUCUACGAACCACGACCGGUCGUCAUCCUGGAUAUCGUUUGUCCGUUGGAACCGGGCCCGCGCGUAGCAACCGCAAGAAAACCUAGUCGACGCUGAAUCAACAGGUGGGAAUCUGCCAACUUACAGGUGUAUCCCGGAUGGCGGGGACGUUGGUUACACGAUGACGGAAUUGCAGCCGUCGCCGCCAGGAUAUCGAGUCCAGGAUGAGGCCCCGGGCCCACCUUCCUGUCCUCCAGGCUCCUACAAGUACGCGAGUCACGGCCAUGGCAGCGAGACUGCCAAUUUCAAGAGUACCUCGUCGUAUCCUCAGGAAGGCUAUGGCCUUAAGCAGAGUCCGUCUCGGACGGUGCCUCCUAACGAGUACUAUCGGCGUAGAAACGACGGUAGGAGGUCCACGGAAAACGAGCACGAGGCUACCAACGCAGCGAAGAAAGCCACAGUUGCCGGUUACAACGAAACUUACAAGAAGAAUACUGCGGGCUACAAGAACGACAGCGGGUAUAGCGAGAGUCUUGGAUUCGACAGUUACACGCUCCCUCUCAAUGAAAGAGACGAAGCGUCGCCACCGCCAACACCGCCAGUCCGAGACGCGUCGAGCCUCAAAGGCGUCUGCUAUGGCCCCGGUCACGAGAAGUACCCGUCGUGGCCGAGCGCGCCGGAGCGACACCCCGACGAGGAUGUUCACAGCUCAGGACACAGCGGAUCACAUCGAUCCAAGUCUUGGACCGAUCACACCAACUACCCGAAGGAGAAGCCUGCCCAGUACACCAGACCGCACACGAAGAGGCCCAAUCCUACGUUCACGCAGCAGCUGAAGACGGUGAUGGAACGUUGCGAGAAGAUCCCAGCGGAAACUUUCGAGUCGCGUAAUAGAACCACCGUGGAAGAGGAAUCAAGAUUGUGGCCUCGCGUGGAUCGCGAGGGCAAAGCUCUGGGUGAUGCGGAGUAUGUGGUGCCAUCGCCUCCUGAACGCGAGCAACAAACGGCUCAGACCCUCAGCCAUGCCGAUUUGGAAGCCUACGUUAGAAGCUAUCAGGAUCCUCAGGUGUCCCAGGUGGACAUUUACAGGGAAGCAACCCUAACACAAGCGGGCCUUGAAGAAUACACGAGGGUGCAACAUUCUCAGCAAGCUAGCUACGCACAAUCAGAAGGUUAUCACAGUUACGUUUCCAGUGUCGAUUCUACGACGAACACUCCUUUCCUCGAUAGGUUGAGAAGAGACAGCGAGGCAGUGGCACAGAGGCCAACCUCCACCUGGGAGGAUACAUCAAGGGAAGGAAGAGAUAGCGUAGUGACGACGUCCAGCGGAAGCGCCUCGAGCAGCGAGACUUUGAAAUGGCACGGAUCGAUGUCGGACGUGAGCGUGUCCAGCGGAUUGCCAGCUCGCCAGGGCGCUUCGGAUCGGUGGCAUCACGGAUCGAUGUCGGACGUGAGCAGCGUUAACGGUGGAAUUUUGCCUCAGAAACCUAACAACAGCUGUCAUGACAAGUGGCAAGGAUCUAUGAGCGACGUCAGCACCAGCGGUUUAUCUCCAACCACAAAGGGCAGGCACAGCGAAAAAUGGCCAGACAAAUGGCAAGUUUCGAUGAACGAUCGCAACAAACAGAGUCAGGGUAGAUCUAGCUUGCCGGCUGUGAUCAAUCAUUGCAACACAUCGACCAACGUAGCAGACGUUUCGUCGACCGUUCGAGAGAGCAAGUGGCAAGAGUCGAACAUCGACGAGGAAUCUCUAGUGGAUAAAUCGCAGUCAGGAUCUCAGUGGGACAAUUCGGUGAGGAUCGAAGGUGAUAAGUAUGGUUCACUGGCUCAACCGAUGCCACAGAGUCCAAUUCGUCAGCAGCUCGGUGCUGCGACUCCUCAGAGUCCCGAAAAUUGGAACCCUAUACAUGGAUCGAUGUCGGAUGUUAGUCAAGCGAACGGACAUCCGUGUAGCAAACAGUUGAUCGCUCACAGUGCCAGAGUUCAAACUCCACAAAGACACCAUUCAGAGAGUGUGUUGUACUUGGACCGCGAACGAAAUCAACGCAAGCUGUACCCUGUUAGCACUACUCAGCCUCAGGAAUCUACGCAAUCUUCAAGAAUGGUGCCGGCACUGCCUCAACAGCCACAAAUGUCAGUGGCGGAACGUAUAAAUGAACUGGAGAAGCAACAACAACAACAACAACAGAUGCGUUACACUUACUUGGAUCCAGAAAAGCGCCACAGGGUCUCUGACCCAACGUUAAAAGCUAUACAAAAGAAAGCAUUGCUUUCCUUCUACGAGAGACACCACCAGGCAUCCUGGAGAUCAGAACCGCAACUAGCCCAAGGAAUAGCUCCUGCGCCUCAAAGCCCCCCUCCUCAGCCACCCCCUCGUCCUAGACCGUCUUCCUCGAGACGAGCGAGCUCCGCCUCCGACUACGCCAGUGGCACCUGGCGAGAAAAUGGCAACAGGAAUCAGAACCAAGGUAAUGGAGAACUGUCGAGUCCUAAGCAUCAGCACAGCAACAGCUGCGGUAGUCUCUCUACGGACUUGCUAGGUCCUGUGAUAGUAGGACCAGCUAUAUCUAUCGACGAUUGGGUGCCAGAAAGGCCACCCAAAAAACCACACUUAAGAAACGUUUACAACGACCGUGUACCCAGUCCCGAUUUGCCACCGCCAUCUCCUCCUACAGUGACUGAAAACGAAGUUCACGAUUGCGAUGAUCCACUGCCACCUCCGCCGCCAGAGCUCAGCGAAGAUUGUUUCACUGAGAGCCAGCGCAAGCCUAGCAGCACGCACCAUCAAUCUGAGGAGACAAAGAUUCGUGAUAGAUCUUGCGACAGACAUAAAUUAGAGAGACAUUCGAUGAGAAGGUCGAAACAUGGUUCCAAGAGAGAUCACGAGAAGUCCGGAAAGUCUUCCCCAAAUUCGCCCGUAAAGACGGUGUCCCAGGAACAGGAGCAACACCAAUUCGUUAGACCUGCCAUAGCAUUGAAGCAUGUCGACUCCGAGAUGGUGCUGGAGAACGGUGUUUCAGCUGGAUUCGCCACACAUAGAAUGGUGGCUACGGGUCGGUCCAGUUUAAGAUACCCAUCAACACAGAAGUUAAUGGUGAAUGGUAGAGUAACGCCAGCCAGGAGAAUAUCGGAGGAGCGACCUUUCUCUAGCAGGCCACCGGCGCAACUACCUGAUCUCAUCUCGCAGCGAUACAGCGACUCUGGGAACCAGAGACCUGCUCCUCAAGUACCCGUGGAACCGAGAAUCAUUCGGCAAGAAUCGAUGCGAGUGGACGGAACGCGAAUCGAUGUUUCUGGUUUACUCAGGAACGAUUCGGCUCAGAGACUGGAAUCCUCUUCUGGUCAGAGACCUCAGCCGCAAGUGCCUAAGAACGUCGAUAAAAGUGCCUCGAGUAAUCAAUCUAAUCAGGCAACGAGACCAAACUACCUGCCCGUGUCUGAGAAUUCUAAGUGCGCGUCCAAAUAUCUAGAAGGUGGAAACCACAGUUUUGCAAUUGGUAGUCCAGUGAAGACGGGCUACGAGGCCAAUUCCAAAAUGUUCCCGUCGGAGUCGAGUCCUCAGAAAUAUCACGAGCCCCCGAAAUACGUGCCCAACCAUCACCAACGUCACGGAGACGUGACACAGAGGAAUUACUACGCCCUGCCCCCUAAGUACAUCGACGCACCGAAACAAAAACCUCAACCUCAGUGUCCUACGGAUAGAUACGGUGGUACUGGUUCACCUAGUUCUCCUCCUCCACCCCUGGCGCCGCGACAGAACACUCCAGGCAGAAAAUCGUUGCCACCUCCGCCGCGACCGGCACCUCCACAUGCGCUACAGGGGAGUCAAUCGAAGGCCUCUUACUUGGCGUAUCGUCGAGAACGAGGAGCGCCCGACACCGAGGGCAGUUACAAAAGAACCAUGUCACCGACAUCUCGCCUAGAGGACUGGCCACCGCCGCGGGAUCACGACGAUCCGGUUCUUCUGCGCGUCACGCCUCAUCAUCCGUUGCAGCCCCAUCACCAUCACCAUCACAACAAUCAUCAUUCGCAACAGCCAGAGCUUUCCAAGUCUCACAGCGUGGACGCUCUUCAUCAUCGGCUGGAGGAACGGUCCGCGCAACAGCAACAACAACAACAGCAACAACACUCGGCGGAGGUGAUCGGAAAGUUGUCGCACGAUUUGAACAAGAAACUGCAGUCAAGUGAGGCGAGAUCACGAACCAGCGAGAAUAAUAAUAACGAUAACCUGGAGGAUCGACAUCAGCAUCAUCACCAUCAUCAUCAUCAUCAGGAGAAGAGGCAGCAAGAGAAAAGGCACGAUUAUGAGCAACGUAGGGAACGGCUGUCGCCCCAGAGCGUCGAGAUCCUUAACGACAGGAACCGACAGCUGGAACGCGAACGCAGGAAGCUGGCGGCCAGUUGCGAACCCCUACCUCAGAACAGAGAGAAACAGAGUCGAAGCAUGGACGCGCCCUCAGCGGUUGUCGAGGAGGAUUUCUUCCGCGAGCGUAGCGCUACCAUCGAAAUGACCUCGCAGAACAUCGAGCUGCUCAAUCGGCGUAACGAGAAGAGAAUGAACGCUACGUCAACGUCGACCAGCACGAUCACUACAUGCAUUACGACAUCGUCGGCAUCCACGACAAUGACGAUCACGACGGACAGUUGCUGGCCACGAGGUCACGAAGUUCGAAGCUCCAUCGAGGCGUCGGCCGUUUCGGAAAGGCCUCCAGCCCCGACCAAUUCACCUCCUAGAACACCGGAUCAGAUGGAAGGAGACAGCUCGAGAGGCGCCGUACCGAGACGAUCUGGAAGCUGUUCCAGUUCUUCGUCCGGUAGAUCGUCAGACCCUCGUGUUUCGCCACGGAUAUUAUCCAACAGCUUUUCUAAGAGCGAGAAUUCUUCACCUAACAACAGAAAAGUCUCCAGUCCUACACAAACGGACAACACUGGUUCCUCGAACAGAUCUAGCUCGCCUGUCCGUUCGAGUCAAACGAACGAGAUAGAGCUGAGAGUAGACAGAUCUUCCUCGUCCAGUAAGUCCAGAUCCGGAGGAAGGUCCUCGACGUCCUCGAUCUCGAGCGUGUCGAAGGCUUCUUCUUCAUCGUCGUCGAGGAAUUCUCCAGUCGAGGAAGACAGACCAUCUCCUCCGGUAUCACCGUGUAUGUCGCCUCAACCAGGAAUAGAGGGACUGACAUUGGUGCAACGUACCGAAGUUGUGCUCCGAGUGAACACUACUACCAGUGACGCAGCCUCGCAGACCGAAAUCUUGGAGCCAACGGAGUGCGAAACACCAACCAAGACUCAGGAAAUUCCACUGUGCAGAAAGAAACUACCAGAAGAAAUCGAAUGUGAGGAACUGGGCAGGGAUUUGGCGAGCCAGCUCAAUCCGAACGACAAAUUGGUGCCUCUUCUAGUUCCAGCGCCGGAGCACAAAAAGCCUACCGACUAUGUUACCGGUUUAUUCAGGGUGGAAGCGACCUUGCAACCGCGACCUAGGCGCCGACUCUCCCUCGAGGAACCGACGACCCCGUGCUCCGAGAACGGAGACGAGGAGAAAAAGCACGAGACGAUACCCUCUACUCCGGUCACUCCAUUAUCGACGGACUUGACGAGUCCUCUGUCCCCGACAUCGGCUUACUUCACCACAUCCGAAGGAAAGGCGAGAUUCCUCACAAGAUACACGCGUGACGUGACCGUCGAGGGGUUGACGCGGCAGGAAGACUCGUCGCCGCCUGUCGUUCCCACCGACAGUCUUGAUCUCAGGCAGAAAAAGGAAGAGCUGAUGAUGAGGCUGGACAAGAAGCUGGUGGUUCUGAGAGCGGAACAGGAAGCUGUGCGAGAAGAGGGAGAUGUAAACGAAGCUUUGGGAGCGCGAGUGGCCACGAGGAUCACCGCGGUCGCGAGACCAGCGGAAGCUUCCAAGUAUCGGCUCCACGUGGAGGAAGUAGGCAAGAUCACGAGCCUUCUUCUUGGCCUGAGCGGUAGAUUGGCUCGAGCUGAGAAUGCUCUGUACGGAAUGCCGGCUGAUCACGCGGAAAGGAAAAUCCUGGAGAGUAAAAGAGACAAGUUGAUAGAUCAACUGGAAGAGGCGAAGAUCCUAAAAAGCAACAUCGACAAGCGCAGUGUGAACGUAUCGACAAUUCUGUCGAAGUACCUGAACGAAGAAGAGUUCGCGGAUUAUCAACACUUCAUCAACAUGAAGGCGAAGCUGAUCGUGGACGGCCGUGAGAUUCAGGACAAAGUGAAGCUUGGAGAGGAGCAGCUUGCCGCACUGAGGGAAGCGAUCGACUAGUCGUAAAACAAACGCGAACCCGAUCGCGAUCUGAUCGCACCAGAGACGCCUGUUUAUACCUGAAAACGCGUGUUCCCUCGAGCAUGAUACGAUUUUUUUACGACAGGAAGGAACACGCGAUCAGAUCCAUGGUAUUUUGCAAACGACACGUUGAAUUUUGUAAACGAUCCUGCUACGCGUGUGUUCGAAUCGAUGAAUGGAACGUGAUAUCUCUAGCGAAUAGGCGUAUUGGUAGCUUGGAAUCGUUUUUCUUUCUUCUCUUUUUUUUUUAAGAAACACACGUGUUCAUUGUACAUAUCCUUGGAGUCCUAGAUGGACUAAUCAUCGAGACGUCUUCUCGUUGGUGCAAAAUUGCACGAUUCGAGAAUUUUAUAUCGAUUCAUCGUGAUGUUAUGCGAAAGUAAAAUUAAUUAUCGCACGACGAUGGACGAUAUUUAAGAUCCAAGCGUGAUCCAGAGACGGCCUCGAAUGGCUAGUCUUUACUAAACUUGCACUAAUUGUAUCAUGUGGUUCGUGAGCCGAGAUGAAGAAUGAAGUAUCGAAGUAGGCGCCACGAAUGGGUACACUCGUUGAUAAGGCAACGAAAUGGAAUAAAAUUUCGUUUCUUUCGUUUAAAAUUGUGUGAUAUGAAAUAGAUCUUUAACGAUCAAAGUUAUUCGAUCCAAGUGUAUCUUCCGGUUAAUUUUCUUGUGAUUUAUGUAUUAGAUAUAUUGGGGUGGUCGGAAUUUUAAUAUAUUGCAAUCACGUUAUUUUCUCGGCGAUGAUAAAUUAAAAACGUGACGGAAGAAAAGCUCGAGCAGUGGGUCGCUCUUACGUUUCGACGUAUUCCAUUCGUGGCAACGUUUGGACGAACGCCACUGAAAGUAAACACGUGUACAGCUUAUGGAUGUUUCCAUUACCUGGUUAGCAUAAUGUGAGCGGCGCUCAAGCCGCGGUAUGAUUCUUGACCUAGAAUUACUUCUGGUGCCUUCGUAUAUACGAUAUGUGAUAUAAAGGGUAAGGAGUCACGUGCUCGUCAGAUAUACUAUAUCCGAACAAUACAGGCAUGCCUAGCGACGUUGUAACAUGUAUAUAAUUAUAAAAGAUGAAACAAGCUAGCGUUUAAGUGAUAUAUCAUAGGAAACACACGACACAACACAACACACAUGAUUCGAUGAUACAGGUGCGUAAAUAUGCACGAGACUCGGAUUCGAAACACUUUCGAAACCAUUAUACAUACAUACAUGCUCACAUAUACAACGAUUACUAUUUUUUAUGUUUUUGUUCUAACCCCAGAGGCUCUCGUGAGCCUCUAUGACGCUUGUGAUCUUACUUACUUCUGUACGACCGUACCAAGGACUCUCGAAAGCGAACAUAUCAAAGAUAAAUAAUUUCGAGCCUCCAUGGUGGUCUUACGAAAAAUUUUAUGCCUCGGUCAUUUUCCAAGCAGUUCGUCGCUCCUUUCCCCGCCUUUGAGCCAUUUUUCUUUUUUUUUUUUUACAUCCCGUUCUUGCGUACAUACCCUGCGUUCUUCGUUUCGACAAUCGUGUCGCAACGAUCAGCCUCGAUCUCGACGACGAAUUCGAGAACGAAGAAGACGUGGCAAAAAUUUGAAGCGUAGGAUCCUCCGGUUUUUUGAGCUCGGUAAUGAGAUACUUACUGACAGACUCAAAGAUCCCGAGAUGGAAUCUGUCUUCUGUUACUCGACCCAGCGAAAGGUUCGCGGCGCGAUUGCAUAAUUCCGUGAUUGAAAUAAACGAGUAUAUUGGAAUGCUUUAAAUUACUUAGCGGCACUAGAGCGAAAACAGAGAUGAAGGUGGAAUACCAAACGAUCUAUUUCGAUUUCGCAAUGCUCGAAACUACGAGCUGCUGAAUCUGUAACACUUUCGGAUCGUCAAAUCUACUAUCUGUUGUAACUUAAUUUCUAACGAUCGAAUAUCAUGAAAUAGUUGAAUUCACUGGAAUUCCACUUAAUGUAAAAACUGGUACGGAUUAACCUAAUAUCUCAGUACAAAUUGGAAAGGAUCGUAAAUUAGAAAGUGAUCAGCCGAUCGAACCGUUUCGCGCGGAACGAGAAGAACGAACAAAAAGUAAAUUGUAACGCGCGUGAAAGACUGAGCACAGGGCAUAAAAUUUUGCGACAACAUUAUAGUCAGUUUCUGUUCCUCGUUUGUUUCUCGAUUGUUCGCAAGAUACCGCGCUGAUAAGGCGCUGACACUGUAAUCUCGGCGCCCGUCCGACUCGGGAAUUAGCCACAUUUCGUAAUGUGCUUGCAAACAGCGUUACAGCGUCGCGAUUCAUCGCGGUGAUUCGCGACAACGAUACGGAAAAUUGUAUAUAAGAAAUUCAGUUAAUUCGAAGAUAAAAAAACAAAAAGUAGAAAAUGGAAAAAAAGAGAAAAACGGAAGACGUUGAUGAUUAAUAUGAUGAAGAAACCAUGGUGCUCUGCAUAAUCUAUUUUUUACGAGAAGAAACGUUCCAUUAAUGCGUAGGCUAUAUUUACCUGUACGCUAAGUUCAUUAAAUAUUUAAUAGUGUCUCCCUUCCCCCUUUUGUGUACAUAUUCUUUACAUGCAUAAACAAUAUUAAUUUUUAACGUGAUGCGAGAAGGACCCGUUUGAUGAAACAGUUUACACGCUGUAUACACAUUGAUACGUGCGUACCGUACACGUAAGCGGCGACGCUAGGUCGUUGUGUUAGUCUGACAAUAUUAUCGCAUAUCUCGAAUGUAUUACGAAAUCAUUACGAUAACUACCUUUCCCAAACUCGCUUGCAAUAAAUAAUGCGUUGGAAAUUAA